This is a messenger RNA of Pocillopora meandrina, 12719 nucleotides long. The record is from the annotation of a GenBank genome assembly. NCBI's taxonomy places the organism in Eukaryota, Metazoa, Cnidaria, Anthozoa, Scleractinia, Pocilloporidae.
GGAUUUGACGCACAUCGUGAAGUUUGCCAUGUUGUAUCAUUUCUUUAACUUUUCUUGUAAUGUGUUACUAAAACAGCUGAAAUUUUGAAAAAUGUACAACAACAUCGGUUUGCAGACUGCCCGUGGGUCAGGCACGAACGGCUAUGUGCAAAGGAACUUGUCUCUUCUUCGUAGUAGGAAGGAUAAAAUCGAGUACCACACUAAUGAUGAUCUUGCCAAAUUGGAACAAAUGAACACGAAAAAACCAAAUCAAGAGAUCUUGGAGCACGAAAGGAAACGACAGAUUGAGCUUAAGUGUAUCGAGCUACAAGAAGUAAUGGAAGAACAAGGGUGAGUGUUAAGACCGAGCGGAAUUCUGCUAUUUAACACGGUUGUAUUUUUGUUGACUGCCAAAUUGAAGACUGUGCCUGAUAGUUUGAUUUUAAGCUGCUUACUCCUCUUACCCGGUCGGGUGUCUGUAGUCUUUUAUCAGGUUACUGAGUGAAGUGGUUUAAGUAUUUAUUGUCCGUGGUAUCAUAACUAUGAAGUUUGUAAUACUACGCAUGUUGUAAACAUAUUUGGAAAUUAAGAACUCAGGCGAAAUUCGCAUCUUCUGUAACAUGGCAAGUCAUGUUAACAGAUUUUCUCGAAAUUCAAACAAAAAUUCAAAGGAAGAUAAUCAAAUUUGCUCGUACGUCCUAGAAACUUGAUGUCGUAGCAAACAGGAAAUGUGAUGCAAAUUCUGUGGCGUAUUUUGGUACUAAUUAUAGCUGCGACAUCUUGGUUUGAACAGUUGGUCAAAGCUUUGCAGAUGUCUUCUACUUGCAUGAUUCAUACAGCAUGUCACUGAAGAAUGACAGCAUCGCAGUUAUCCUUACCCAAAGGUUUUAUGUAGUGCUGUACACAGUGGGUUAUUUACACUUGCAAAUUUAACAAUAAACAAUAUUUAUUACUAAUGAAUUAAGGGGAAAGUUUUUUAAAGAAACUGCAGUGCUGUGUGAGUAGGAGAGUAUAAAAACUGAGUUGAGAACAUAAAUUGGCCACCCUAAAGAGUUUCAAAGCUGACGUUUCAAACACUAGCCCUUCAUCAGAGCAAAUAGAGGAAUUGUGGAUUGUGUGUGUGUUUAAAGGCAGAAAAUGGAGUUACACUAUUGGUAGGGACAGUGUAACAAGAAAAACAAGAGUGGAUUAUUUGAAUGAAAAGCAUUCAUUCAUACAUUGGGAAUCAAUAGUGCGGAUUUGAAAGACAAAUUUUUGUAAUAAAGUUUUGUGGUGACUGAUUCUGAGAACACCUUUGUGACACAGAAAGGAACAACUAAGGUACAUCUGAACCAGUACCAAGACACUUUAAUCUCCCUAUUUAUUCUAAGCAGCAUAUAACAGUGUGCAGCUUCUCCUUGUAUCUAGACAGUUUGGAAAGCCACAAAGCUUUAUAAGAAAAACUUAUCUUUCAAUUCUACACUCUUAAUCCCUAUGGUGUCAGCAAACACUCAAAUGCGCAAAAGACCUAAGUUGAGUGCCAAUUGAUUUUUGUUUCCCAUAAACUUAGUUUGAUCUGAAGCUAGUUAAGUUUGCCAUCUUAAACAAAUAAACCAUACAACUCUUUGUUCAUUUUUUUUUGCAUAAUGAACGGUCUUCCUAUUCACUCCCGCGGCUUAACUCCUAAUUACCUUAUAUAAUAAAUUGGUUGUUAGCAAUUAAAUAUAAGAUAUAAAGAAAAAAAAAUAAAAAAUGGAAAAGAAGUGCAGACCCUCUUAUAUUAAUAACUAUUUUGUUUUCUCUGCCUGAUUUACAGAUAUAAUGACAGUGAAAUAGAAACCAAGGUUGAAGAGUUGCGCUGCAUUCUCUCUGAACAAUCAGGCAUUGGGUCCAAGAACAACAAGGAAGGAAAGUCUACGUAAGUGCAUACUUGUGUAUAACCUCAUUACUCCAAUUUUUUUCUAUUUUCAGCUGGGUCUGCAGUUAGAAAUUGCAAUGAAUUUCAAAUGCAGAAUUCUUCCUCUCCUUUAUUUUUUUUUCAGGAACAUACAUGAUGCAACUGGUAUAGUUUAUUAUUAUGAUAUGAUUUGAUUCAACAUGAAUUACAGCUUGUUUUUAAAAAGUUGUGUUUUGUUUCUGUCAUUGACUGUGAAUAUAUGAAAAUCAUAUAUGGGAACUGCAGAUAAAUAAGUGAAUAUGAAAGUGAGCUUGGCAGUUAUAAACACUACUGUACUAUUGGUGAAGUAGUGUUCAUAACUGCAGGUCACUCUGAUAUUCCUUUUUGUCACUGAUUACAUGUAAACCUCUUCAGGACCUGGCAAAUACAGAGACAUUUUGAUUCUUUUUUUCAUUAGACUGUUAAGUAUAUAUAAUUGUUUCUACCUAUGUCUGCAUCCAUUAAACUGUCCCCAAUAAUGAGGUAGCACUUAUUUUAUACCUACCUUCUUGUAUGAAGCCAUAUUUUUGCACCUUAUAAUUUGAGAUCUUUUAGCCUUUUCUUAUGGUUUCCUCAAUGUCAAUAUCUUGUAUAUAAAAGAAUGUCUUUGAAUGUACUUUUAAUUAAUUUACCUGAAACUUUUUUUGUCCCUUCUUCCCUUCCUUCACUUUAACUUUCCAUUUUCCAUCAGGCUCUAUUUUUUUCAGAGGCAUUUGUUUCUUCAUGUUAACUUUUUCUGCUUAAUUUUUGGUACUGUAUUGUUAGGAGCUUUCAAGUAAUGAAGUUCUAAUUGAUGAAUUAUUGUUCUAUCAUUCUUGAGGUAUACUUUUUCAUACUCAUUCUUUGUUUAUGUUUUAGCAUGUAGAAAGGUAAGGUCCAUGUGAGCUCUGACAUUAAUGAAUUACAACCAUAACCCAAAGGUUGUAAAAUGUUCUUGCGAACAAGUUACAGUAAAGUUUACAUAUUUGCUAUGUUCAUGUACAAACUAUUUUUAUCUGAGAAUCAUCACCAUGACAGAGUGCUUGUCAAUUGAGGGUUGUAAAAACCUAAACCAACAUAAUCACUGCAGCCAGUCAGAAGAAAGGAAAAUAAUUAAGGAGUCUGUGAGGGAUGAAAGUUAACUCUUUCACUCCCAAGAUCUGAUCAGUAAUUCUCCUUACCAUCUGCCACACAAUUCUUAUGAUGCUAGUUGAGAAUUUGCCAUUGGAUCAACUAAUAAUCUCCUUAUUGAUUAUUUAUUCUCAUCACUUGUCUGCUUGAUCCAUAAUCAUAAUUUAAGGAGAAAUUCUUUCUUGGUCACUCUGGGGAGUGAAAAGGUUAAAACAAGUUAAUUUUUGGUUGGUUGAAAGGAUUGUGCGAGAUUUAUCGCCAAACCAUAGAGCAAAACUAAGCAAAACUGUUGAAAUCCUUGAUAACUUUUAACACUCAACUGAAAAGUGUAUUAUUGACAUCUGUUUCAGUUUUAUAUAUAAGUAUGGUAGUCAUGAUGCCUAAUUUUUUUAGUGUUACAGAAACACAUCAGAUGGCAGAAGCAAAUGAGCAGAAGAAUGCUAAACUGAAAGAAGCUCUUGGAAUUAAAGAGGAUUACAAAGAUGGCUCGUCAUUUGAUCAAGAACUGAAGGCAGCUCAAAGAGCUUCUGAGCAGUCAGCCAAGGCAGCAAAACAAAUAGAGCUGGAGAAGCAAAGAGAGAAGGAGCAAAGUAGAAGGUAAGAAUCUAACACAACCUAACAAGCCAAAUUGGAGUUCUGAAAAUACAUGCACACACAUUGGGAUUGAAACUUGUAAACCACAUCAAGUUAGCCUUGGAAGACUAGAAGGAAAAAAAUUGAUUGGAAAAACGAUGUUGCUGAGAAAAUUCUUGAUUCAUUAGGGUUUGCAUGUUUUUAUCCUCACAUGUGCAAGUGUUUCUUUUUUGUGCCCCAGUUCAACCUCUCCAGUCAGCAUUGUGCAAUGUUGAACUGGGAACUGUUGGGAUUUGAGCACUGGGGUUUAGGAAUCAGUGUUACAGAGAGCAUUGAGUGUAUAGGCAUUUUUUAGUGUGUUUAUAAGUAUCUCAAAAUCUAAGUCUCUUCAAAAGAAUUCCAGUAAGAGUAUGCCAUUUAGUUUUACUAAAAACACACUUGUUUAUUUACUAAAUAACAAUAAUCUAACUGUUAAUAUCAAACAAUCACAAGAGGAAACUUGAAAAGAAAGUUAGUGUGAUUUUAAGUUCAGCUGGUUCACUGUUUCAUCAUAUGUUCAUUUUGAAAUGACACCUACCAUUUUUCAAAAUAUAUAUAUAUAUAUAUAUAUAUAUAUAUAUAUAUAUAUAUAUAUUAUUAAAAAAUUCUGUUAUCUGAGAACAAGUAUAGACUUAUGGUGGCCUAGUAAAAAUACAUUUUGAGGCAUCAUCGUGGUCAUUUAUAAAAAUAAAGUUUGAUAAGACUGGGAAAUAGAAAAUCAUUUGAAUCAGUAGAAAAAUGGUGUAUCUCCUUGUAACGUUAGUUCACAGGAUGAUGAGGAACAAUUUUUUUUUUCAUGGCACCAUGACCUACUGAAUGUUUGGUUCCUUAAAAAUUCAAAUAAGUUUGUUGUAGUUAAGUUGUUAUACAAGGAAACAUAUAAUUAUCUCCCAUGAUACUGCAUGGUACCCUAGAUCCAGUUCUUGUUGUCUUGUUGUCUUGUAAAUGUUACUUUUUGCUGUAAAUAGUGUUUUAUUUAAAAUUUUUGUUGAAUGUUAUUAACCUACAGGAAAAUUAUUACUUUUGCAACUUACUUGUAACUUGUACUUUGCUUAUGUUUUAAUCAUAAUUUUGUUAUUAUGAUGUUUAUUCAAGCCAGAUAGGUAAGUAAACACGAGAUCUGUUCAUACAUAUACAGCUGUUUUGAGAAAGGUUUGCAGAAAAAAGGACAAAGCGCAUGUGAUAACCUUUAAAGGUAAUCUGGAUAUCUGGUAAUCAAUGAAUUUCAACAAGCUAAAGAGAUAAAUAAAUUCUUCAAAUGUCCUAUGCGUUGUCCUUACAGUGAUGUUUUCUCAGGAUUUUCCUGAAAACUCUUUACAUUACUUUUUGGGGUUGUCAUGUGCACUUUUCUGCUUUUUUUUUUUUAUAAACAACCUUUCCAGAAGCAGCUGGUUUUUGAGUGUGGGUUGGGUUGGGUUGGUUCAGGUGCAGAGGUUUAAGAAUGUGGACUGAGACAGCCUGGGCUUCAUUGGAUGGAGCAGCAGAGAGUUAUUGAGCAGCCCUCUAGUAAGAGUGUGUUAAGGAAACCAAACAUUCAGUGGUCAUGCCUUUUUUACAAAAUUAGUUGUUAAACACAUUAGAGAAGGAUUGAGGAAGAACUUUUGUCUACAAACUCAGUCUUAAUGAUGUUCUUGAUUUUCUAUUUCCCAACACUGUAGCUAGACUACUUGUAUUUGCUCAUUUGUUCUCAAGUUUCAUUUUGGCUCAGGCAGGUAAGGCCAGUGGUCUUAAGAUUUUCUUAUGUUAUUGCUGCUAAAACCUGUAAGACUUAAUCAUUAUUAUUAAUUUUAUCAUAACUAUUACUAGUAUGAUUAUUAUGAAUUAUUUUAACAAGAAUCAUUGUGGAUAAUUUUAUUAGUUUUGCACAAAAUGUGAACGACUUGAAGUGAAACACUUGGGAAUUUGUCUGUUUUAGUCGCUUCUAAUAAUCAUUCAAACAUAAAAUAAAACAAAUUCUUGUUAGUGUCACACUUAAAAACAUGUGGAUUUAAAGACCAGUUCAAUGAUCCCAAAAUGUUUGGCAGUACUACAAAUAUACUCUUUCUGAUCUGAAAAUUGAUAACUUACCCAAUUCUGUAAGUUUGCCUUGAUUAACUUUUGAAUGGCCAGAUACCCAGAGGUUUCAAAACAAGCCGGUGACUGCCAUAGUUCUGCUGUCUACUCGAUAAUAGACGUCAGUUACUCUGGUCAAAGUAAUUACCCUUUGGCCCUUAACCCUUUAACUCCUAGAUCAAAUUUGUAAUUCUCCUCACUGUCAACCAUACAGUUCUUACAAUGUUAGCUCAGAGAAUUUAGUUUUGGAUCAACUAAUCCCCAAAUUGAUAUUUUUCUUAUUCUCAUCACUUAUCAGGUUGAUAUUACAUUGACACUGUAAGGAGAAAUUCUGUCUUGGUCACUCAUGGGAGUUAAAGGGUUAAUGAACUUUUUCCAGUCACUUGCAUUUGCAGAAUCCGACACCCAGAUAUCAAUCGUGUUAUAUUAGUUUUACUAAUUAUUAUCUCUUUAUAGAGCAAAGGAGGAAUCGCCACCAAAGAAAAAAAAGAGAAAGCGUACUCCUGUGUCUGAGUCUUCAGAUGAGAGGAGUCGCUCAGACAGGUAUGGUUUGGAACACAAACUUUAAGUUUUAACUUUGUAACUAACAAGAUCUGAUUGUUAAUUCUCCCCUUUAGCUGCUACACACCUCCUUUUAAAUUAGUUAGGAGAAUUUGGUGUUAAAUCAAGAUAACACCUUUGACCUGAUAAGUUUGAAUAUUCUCAUUAUGCGUUACCUUGAUAUUGUAUGGAUAUGAAAGGGAGAAGUUACAUAUUAAUCACUUCUGAGAGUUAAAGGGUUAAUGUUUUUGUGAGUAUGAGGCUAUUGGCUGUUGCUGGCCCAGAAAAAAUCUUUUUAUGUUUAGGUAAUCAGCUGUAGCUUCUUUUUUUCAAGGUUUAGCUGAGGGUUUUUUUUUUUUAAAGGGUUACAAGCUACAGCAGUAGCUGUUUGGGAUUUGACAGUGAAUCUUUGGACAAACGAAAUUUAAAAGAGUGGUGUACAAACAAAACAUCUUUUAUUCCAUAACUGAAAAGCUAUAAUUUACAAAUGUAUUGAUGAUGAUGGCAGAUUCUUCUUAGUGGGAAGAUCAGUGGGAAGAAAUAGCCUUAGACCUGAAUUGGUGUAAUUAAGAAAUAUUAAACAUCUAAGAUUGGGAAGGAUUAUGAAGAAACCUCAUAUUUUCCUCUUAUUAACAGGGUAUACUGCAACAUGUUUAUGCACAAUUAAUGGUAGUAUUUGCAAUGUAUCUGAUGUGGUAAAUUUUGAAUCAUUUUCACUGCAUGUAUUAACAAUGUAAGCAAAUUGAGAACCAUAGAUCUAAUAUGAAGCAAAUCAAUUCUGUUGUCCUCACUCUGAUACUGAAAGGAAACAUUUUCCUUUAAAUCUUGGGUCAGAAUGAGAUGAUAUUGGGUGUAGGAAACAUAUACCCUAGAUUCUGAAAUCAGGGGCAUCUGCUAAAUCUCUUUCAAAAAAAUUGAGGGCUCAGAGUAAGAACGAUCCCUUGAUUUUUCGGCCAUUUUUGAAAGUGUUCAGAAGUAGUUGAAUUUUGGCAUGUGAACACUUUCAAUGCAGUCUGACCAAAGUCCCCUGCAAAGUGUUGUAUGGCACAUUUGAUCUUAUAUUUAGAUGUUAAUUUCCUGAUAAGUAAUAAAUUAUUAUUAUUAUUAUCAUUAUCAUUAUCAUUAUCAUUAUCAUUAUCAUUAUUAUAUACAUGACUGCAUGCCUAGAGCUAUUUAUGUACACUUCUAUACUUAACAAUAUCAGGAAAUAUGUGCAAAAUGAAAGGGAGAAAGCAAUUAUAAUUAAGUGUCGAGCAGAAAAAUGAUGCUGGCUAGUGGUCUGCAAUUUUAGCAAUUGUAGAGAAGAAGCCUGGAAAACAGGAUUGGAACCCAGGCCUCCCAGAUACUUGAUGGGUGCUAUUACCAGCUAAGCUACAAAGCAGCAUGUUGAGAGGAAGGAAAAUUUUUAGAGAAUUCUUCUUCAUAAUUAUAACUAAAUGUCUUUGAAAGAAAUCAGACUUUUGAGUAGCUGUUGAUUUGGACUCGUAUAUGAAUUGCUACAGGGCUAACAGAUUCUUUUGUGCAGUUAAGCCUUAUCAUAUGGUCUGUUUAUGGGAGUCUGGUUUACAGGGUAGUUGCACCCCAAGAAAUAUGUCAUCUCACAUGUUUAAAUCUGAUUGCUUGCAGGAUGUUUACCCAAUGAAGAAUCAAUUGAUGAGGUUACUGUUAAUACUGGCAUUGUUUUAUGUCUUGCAGUUCUGAGAACAAGUCUGAGAGAGAGUCCUCACCAGUCAGACGCAAAAAGAAGAAAAAGCGCAAAGAAAGGACACCAGAAGAAAGGUAACUUCACUGCAGACUGGGCUCAGUGCAACAGCACUGCAUCUGCACUGAUGUCUGAUAACAGACUUUCUUUCGCGGAAUCAGUAAAUUCAACUUGUUAUUUUGUAAUCAUGGUUGUUUUUCAAGUAGGGAAUGGGAGGUAGGAAUGGGUUCACUGUUAGUCCUUCGUUCAAAAACUGAGACUGGGAAGAAUUUCUUAAGGGGAAAUUUUUUUUUACUGUAGGUAAAGCAUUGCAGGUAAGAAAAAUGUUAACCAUCUGUUGUUGAAUUGAUGUUGACAUUGAAUUGCAAUUUUUUUCUUUAUCUAUUUGUAUAGAUACAUGUAAACCACAGGCUGUCUAUUAGAGAGAAAUAAAAGCUAAAAGGAAAACUAAACAAUCUUGCUGUAAUUCUAAUUAUUUUUCUUGUUUUUGUUGGCUUUUUUUUUUUCUCAAAAUUUCUCAAGUUCUUCAGAGUCUGAGUCAGACAGUCGAAAAUCAAGAAAGAAGAAGAGAGACAAAGAUAGAAGGUGCACUUUUGUUUUCUUCACAUGUUAUGGAAUUUUCUUACCAUGAAUAGUAUUUCUCUUGGAAAACGUUUUAUUGCUAUAGUAUAAUUUUAGUUGAUGUUGAUGUACAUGUAGUUGUUACUGGUGGUGAGUUAUUUUUGUUUGUUUUGUUUUCCACUGGCUUUGAUACUCUAUUUUUUUUAUUGCAAGUACAUCAGUGACUUUGAUUUAGGAAUUUAUUGUUCUGGUAGAUCUGGUGUAUUUUUUAAGGGGUGAGCUAAUCAUUGGCGUUAAACUGUUGUGAUUUUUUGUUUGUUUGUUUGUUGAGUAUGUUAUUUGCAGUCCAAAGUACAAUAAAUAUUCUCAAGUGUCCUUUGUAACAUCUACGUCACAAGGUGAAAAAACUGUAGCACAAAUGUUAUAAUGAUCAUAAAAAUGUAUGUAAAAUAUAGAAUGAGUAAAAAAUGUUAGAUAAUAAAAAUAUGAUCUCAGGAUCGAAACUCUAGUAACCGUCUCGGUGAUGUUAUUUGUGACGUGUUCUGGUGAUUUUCUGUUCUUAGCGAUGAUGGUCGCAAACGUUCCCGUAAAGCUGAGAGCCCAGAUAAAAGCCGAAAGUCUCGAAAGAAAGACAAGGAAGAAAAAGCAGCCAAGCAAAAGGAGAGACACGUCAGUUCAGAGGAUGAAAAGCCACGAAGAAGACAAAGAAAAGAUUCAGAAAGGUAACAUGGUGUUAAAACAUCAGUAUGCAAGUUCCCCAUACUGUUCUCUGUACAUUUUCUAUGGUAUUUGCAAGGAUAAUUUGUCUAACAUUCAAGAGCUUCUUGAGUUCGAAAUCAUUUCCGUUAUUCUCAUGAACUUACUGCUUGCUUCAGUGGAAACACUGUUGGGAGAAAUUAGACGUUUGUCACUCUUAGGGUUAAAGAGUUAAUCUGCGCCGUGUUACUCUGCCGUUUAUGGUUGAGCAGCCCUGGAUGAUAACUGCGAACGGUGAACUAAAGUAAAAGGACUCUAGAUCUCUUUUAAGGUGGUGGUUCUUACGCAUGCAAAAUUCUGUUAGUUUUGACAGUCAAUUUUAGUUUGGUUUCUGCAACCUACGUUGACACGGGCGUGGUUUUGUCGAAUGCACUGGAUUUGCAUUAUUUAAAUUCUGUUCAGUAUUCCCUACUCUUACCUGAGCCUCACCGCUUUAAGAAAUAUAUAAUAUAUUUACAUUGUUUUUUGCAACUUAACAGUAGUUCAGAGAGUGAAAGCCCUCCAAGGCGUGACAAGAGGAAGCAACAGAGAAAGGAUAAAACAAAAAGAAAUGACCAUCGUAGUCCAUCAACGGACAAAGAAAAUGUCCCAAGACUCCAACGCAAUAGAUCCCCGUCUCCAGAUAAUUCCUCCCCUGAAAAAGUUAAAUCUCGUCGACAGCAACAUCUUGACAAGUCUGAUACGAGAAGAGAAAGGAAAAUGCGAGAUGACCAUGAAAAUCGACAAAAUGAAGAACGUGUGAGACAAGAACGUGACCGCGAGGAACGUGACGAUCGUGCGCGUAACGAUCGAUCACGUGUAGAACGGGAUCACUCACCCGAUGAUCGCGUGCGCGGGGAGCGUGUAAGGCUACGUCGUAGUGGAAAUGGAGAUCGACAAUCUCCAGAGAAAGAUCGGUCAUUGUCUGAGAAUGGUGUUCGUGAAAGGCAGCAGCGUCGUGUUGAUCGGUCGAGCUCUGCAGAAAAAUCAUCUGAGGUAAGAAAGAAGAGAAAGCAGCGGGACGCACGAAGCUCUUCUGAAGAACGGUCGGAAGGACGACGUGAACCUGAUGAAGAAAGGCCUGAAACAAGGCGUCGAAAGUCGAGUCCCAUCCCUGAGCAGUCAAGAAUCACAACCAGGAAGGAAGAUUCUCGUGAGAGAGAAGAAAACCGUCGACCACAACAGAGGGAAAACUUUAACUCCAGAAAUGGCGACAACAAGGCGAGUGGCCGAAUGCGACGUGAUAUUACUCCCGAGGACAGAAACCGGCGACGUAGUUCAUCGAGAGAAGAUAGAAGGAAUCGAAAAAAACAGUCGCCUUCUCCUGACGAUAGGCAGCGCGUAGAAGGUAUACGAAGAAGCCGCAACCAAGAGCGCGCUGAGAGUCCUCCGAAAGAGACCCGACGGAGGACCAGACAGUCUGCAUCGCCAUCUCCUGAUGCAAGGAGGCAAAGAGGAAGGUUACCCAGCGAGUCUCCUCCUCCUCCUCCACCAAAAGUGGCUGCUAGCAAGAAGAAAGAAGUACCAAGUGAUAGCCAAAAGAAAGUGAAACGAACGACAAAGAGUAAGGCCCAAGAGAAACGGUCCAGUUCAGAAGAGAGUUCUUCUAGUAGUUCGUCCGAAUCUGCGUCAGAGUCUGAGGACGGAUCAUCGCAUAGCAGCCGUGUGUCACCUGUGCUGACCAAGCACAAGUCAUCGCCUGAUACAAGUGAACAAAGAACUCAAAAGAAGAGGCCUUCUCCGUUACCUCGCCGUGCUAGUCCCAGUCCUUCACCCGUGAAACAAUCCAGGCGGUCUUCAGAUAAAGCUGCACCUCCAAGACGACGAAAACCUAGUAGAACCCCAAGCCCACCGCCUGCGCGUCGAAGGUCCCCAGCGAGUCCACCCCCAGCACGUAGGGUAUCUCGAAGCCCACCCCCAGGACGUAGAAGGUCGUCCCCGAGCCCGCCCCCUGUAAGGAGAAGGCUGUCUCCAAGUCCUCUUCGUUCUAAGCCUAUGAGACGAAACCGAAGUAGAAGUAGAUCGGAAGAAAGAUCGAGAAGAGAUCGAUCAGUGAGCCCCAAAUCUGCGAGGAGGCGUAGUCAAAGCCCAAGGCAUUCGCCUUCCCCUGCUUUACAACCUCGGCGGCGGCGUCCUUCUAGAAGUGUAACUCCCCCAAGACCCACCAGAAAGCCCAGUUCGUCACCUCCUCGAAGUCAACCUGCACGAGGCUCCAAUCAGCGCCGAAGAAGAAGCGUCAGUCGCAGUCCUCGGCGUUCCCCACCUACCCAGUUCCGCAGGCGUCGACCUUCUAGAAGCCUGAGCCCACCAAAGCCCAAAAGAAGCCCAAGCCCUAUCAGAAGGCGCAGGUCAAGAAGCCCGGCUCCUGCUGGAGGCUCUUAUCGGCGUCAAAGUAGAAGCCCUUCAAGAAGCCCAAGUCGUGGUCCAAGGCGCUCUCCGCCCAAGCAAACGCGGAAGCGCAGACAGUCCAGAAGUGUAACCCCGCCAAGAAAUCGACCGGCGCCGAAAAAAUCUCCUGCUCGAGAUAGUCCUGUUCAAAGGCGCAGCCGAACUCCUAGUGCGUCGCCUGUUCGUAGAAAGGACAAAGUGACGGAACACGAGUCAUCUCCUGUUCAGGCAAGAGGUCGAGAUACACGUGAAUCGGCGGAGAGGAGUAGCCAGGAACCUCCGCGUAAAAGGUACAAGUGAUGUAUUAAAAAUUAUGACUGAUGAAAUACCUUUAACACGAUAGUUUGCUUAAAUUUACGUUAAGUUCAAGCCGUCAGUUAUACCUGUUUGAUCAACUCGACAAUUGCGCCAGGUUAAAGGAACUGGCGCUUUGGAAGAAGCAACUGUUUUCCUCGCUGCCAUCCAGAACGAAAAGUGGAAACACGAAUAUUUCGGCUUUUUCAAAUGUGAAAGACUUAUUGUCUUCAUUAACGACGUCAUACAACACAAAAUUAGCUCUACUGAUUGGGUGCUUAAAUGGAGGUUCGGAAAAAUUACGCACCUACGCGGGGACGUUGGGUCUAUGUCGCAAAAUCGUGACGUUGGGGGUGGACCUUUUUGUUUUUGUUUGCAUCUUACUUUUGAUGUUUGAAAGGACUAGUAGUGACGUCUAGAAAUUUGCAAACGUUGUUGUUUGGUCUUGUCACGCAACGGUUCUUCUCUCUUGUUUCCGUGACAAGACGAAACAACGGUUGCGAAUUACAUUGAAAUUAGCUUCUCCUUGAACGAGGUCGUCUUUAUUGAAACUGUUCUUCUUGGCAUUUUAGAGUGGCUCAAGAGAAAAACCAGAAGAUUGAAGUGGCGAAGCCAAGUAAAACGAAAAACGCAGAAAGCCGAUCCCGGAAGAAAAGCAGUAGCGAAAGUGGAAGCGAAAGUAGCUCAGAAAGCCAGAGUAGUGACAGUGAAAGUAGUGAAGGCAGUAGUAGUGGAUCGAGCAGCAGUGACCAGGAGUCUGGGUCCAACAGCAGUAGUUCCUCUGACGUUAAGCAAAGGCGAUAAGCGGUGGUUUCGUUCAAAGGGGUUGAA